AGCUUAUCAAACGAUUCAAACGCCACGGCUCUGUUCGCGGCGGUGGUGGUCACGGAUCUGUUGCCGACAACACGCCCGCCCGCAAGAUGUCUGUGGCGGACAUACUGUCACCCGCUGUCCAGUUGGGCGUUAAUAAAAAGCAAAGGAUGGCGUCUAUGCCUCAGUUAGGCGUCAACGGAGACGAGAGCGUCGAAGAAGACACCAACGUAUCGGAUCCCGAAGAGGACAGCAGACAAUUCAUAUCCAUUUUAAUCAAAUGUUUGGCGCUUUUGAACAAAAUUCCCGAAGCGGUCGACACAAUCAAAGAACGUUGCGAUAAAGAGUUGACAAAUCUGGCCAAACGGACGGGCCGUGAGGUGAGCGGCGACUCGACGGACACCGGCGUCACCACCGACUGGACGGGCGAUAAGACCUUUUCGUUUGUGUUGAGUUCAUCGGCACUGUUAGGCAAUUACAACAGCAAACAGAAGGCGCCGCCGCACUCACUGCAAAACUUCUUGGACCUACUGUUCCAACAGUACCGCACUGUUGUCCAUCUGCACGAGUCCAUCGUAUUGGCCGCACUUCAGCGGCUGGAGUACGACCAGAGUGUGGACAUCGAUGGCGUCACGCUAUACACAAUACCCGACAUCUGGUCUAAAGUGCAGACAAUCGUACAGUACGUGAUGGACCUGUAUCUGGACACCAGCGGCGCGCACAGUAGCGCCAAAGCUAAUCCGGCCAUUAAUCCGUCGGUAGUGUCGGCCAAUCCCACGGUCGCAGACUUAUCCUCGUAUUUCGUGCGCAAAAGCCGUAUCACUGCUCUGACCACUGAUCGCUUACUGAAGACAAAUAAGGCGCCGCUCUUCCGCUUCGACCACUCAUCGCACGCCAUAUCACUGAACGCCUAUUUGGCCGAACAGAAAGAGGCGGCACUCAAAGAGAUGGUCGCCAACGGCGAGUCCGGCGGCGACACCGGUGACGGUCACGGCAUGGACUCAAUCGACUUCACGCUAAACUCGACCGAGAAGUACAUCGUCUGCGUCCCACAGCCCGAGAACAUUGUCUUAAUGUUCAACCCAUUGAUUAAAUUCAUACGCGAAGUGGAGGACGAGCUGGAACUCGAUGACGGCAGCCAUUGUCCGCUCUAUUUGUAUCUGAUUUCGUGCGCCAAGAGUUUUUGCAAUCAAAUCAACCACGACUUGGAGCGUACCAUCGAUUUGGCCAACAAAUCGCUGGACAUAUGGAAAAUACAAACGGAUCCCGAAUGGCUGGCGGGCGUCGGUCUGUCGCGA
Medioppia subpectinata is the source of this 1274-nucleotide messenger RNA. Lineage: Eukaryota; Metazoa; Arthropoda; Arachnida; Sarcoptiformes; Oppiidae. The record is from the annotation of a GenBank genome assembly.